AUGGCCGCUUCUGUCUCUUUGCGAUCAUAUCUCCUUGUGACGACUUUACCCAAAUCCAAGCGCACACUGAUCCUACGACUCCCCGAUAUCGAUCUAAGCCACACGUGGAAUAUCCAUGAGCUUCCAUGGGAGGAAUUUCACCACUCCUCUAAGAAGAAGUUCUACUACGACAUGGUGACGAGCCUUGACGACGACCUACUUGCAGCACUUCGACCCCAUCUUGCCGACAUUUCGCCUGAGAAGUCGGAGUCGGGGAGGAAGGUGCAUCAGAAAACGGCUUUGGCCUUCUUAUACCUCCUUCUCUCACUGGGCUCACCCAAGUUUCCGGGCUGCAUGUACACUCUGCGAUCAACAAUACCAAUAGACGCGGGUGUUGGCAGCAGUGCGUAUCGCGAAGAAGCACGAUUACAAAUGGAGUGCGUAAAUCGGUGGGCUUUCGUCUUCGAGAUGUGUAUACACGGCAACCCGUCGGGCGUGGAUAAUACAUGCUCCACGCAGGGCAAAGGCGUAGUCUUCCAGAAGCCCGACGACCAGAAACCCUCCUUGGUCAAGUCGCUCUGGAACUUCCCGGAGCUACCGCUGUUGUUGGUCGAUACCAAGCAAGCCAAGUCUACAGCCGUUGAACUGGGCAAGGUCCAAAGACUUGAGAAGUUUCAGACAACCCUGGGAGGCGAUGGGAUCGGCGUUCUCUGGCCGGCCGUUUCCAGGAAUGGCCUUGACGAAUACGAAGAAGGGUGGCAUGGAGAUUGA
Molecule: messenger RNA, 750 nt
Organism: Colletotrichum navitas
Lineage: Eukaryota; Fungi; Ascomycota; Sordariomycetes; Glomerellales; Glomerellaceae
Product: ribosomal protein S5 domain 2-type protein
Exons: 2
Coding region: 1-750 (249 amino acids)
Biological process (GO): ergosterol biosynthetic process; isopentenyl diphosphate biosynthetic process, mevalonate pathway; isoprenoid biosynthetic process
Cellular component (GO): cytosol; cytoplasm
Molecular function (GO): ATP binding; mevalonate kinase activity
Source: RefSeq, a predicted model, not a curated record